Chelonus insularis is the source of this 570-nucleotide messenger RNA. RefSeq lists its product as uncharacterized. The transcript is spliced from 4 exons. The coding region runs from base 1 to 570 and encodes 189 amino acids. The record is from RefSeq and is a predicted model, not a curated record. NCBI's taxonomy places the organism in Eukaryota, Metazoa, Arthropoda, Insecta, Hymenoptera, Braconidae.
AUGUUUGCUAAAGCUGCUUUACGUCACUUACAUAUACUAGUUUUGGUUUCUACAACACUUGGAUUAUCAGAAUUUGGUAACAAUACACAUUUCUUGAGAUCUAAAAGAGAAGCAGAAGGACCAAAAAGAUAUUUAAUAUUCCCACAAGGUAGUAAUGUUCAGUUGGUUUACUGUAUGACUAUUGGAACGUACACAAGACCUCAAAGCUUCUUUACAAUGGGAGUAACUGCAGGUUUAGCUUGGGAAUUGCCUCACAGAGAUACAGUUCCUUAUAGGAAACCAGCCGAGGUUUACCAUCGACGAAGUAGAAGAGAGCUGUAUCGUAAAGUGGAGCUAAUGUUGAGCACGAGAGGCAGAGAUGGAAAGUCUUGUGUCCUCAAGGCUCUUUGCCAAGCAGGAAGAAGAAAUGACUCCGAAGUUGGGAAAGGAAGCUUUAUGCAAGAAAUUCUCCACUCUAUAUUCACAUUACCUAGAGGGUCCUAUGAUGAUGAUCCUCCAACUGAGUAUGACGUAGCACAUCAAUCAGCAGCUAAUUGUGAGGAAAGAUACUUCUGCCCUGAUAUCUUUUGA